This is a messenger RNA of Scophthalmus maximus (turbot), 1838 nucleotides long. It is a transcript of the gene evx1, whose product is annotated as even-skipped homeobox 1. Bases 203 to 1333 code for a protein of 376 amino acids. Gene Ontology annotation, cellular component: nucleus. The record is from RefSeq and is a predicted model, not a curated record. Gene Ontology annotation, molecular function: DNA-binding transcription factor activity, RNA polymerase II-specific; RNA polymerase II cis-regulatory region sequence-specific DNA binding. Gene Ontology annotation, biological process: regulation of transcription by RNA polymerase II. NCBI's taxonomy places the organism in Eukaryota, Metazoa, Chordata, Actinopteri, Pleuronectiformes, Scophthalmidae. The transcript has 3 exons.
GUCAGACCGGAUUGAAUCCCCCUCUUUUCCAGAAGCCUCUCCUUCUCCCCCCCAACACCACAUCCUCCACACACACAUACACACACACACACACACACAUAUAGACGCACACACCCCUCCAACCUGAAAAAAAAAAUCAUCACCUCGCUUUUUGACGGCUUGCACUCUCCGAAGUCGGGGUUUCUUUUAAGUCGUGCUUGUGAUGGAAAGCAGAGAGGAGAUGGUGAUGCUGGCGGAGGGAGGUCAGCUUGGCAAGAGCGGCUCUAACGUGUCGGAAGCCGGCGGGAAGCCUGCGCGAGAUCCGCAGGGGAAGCAGAGCCACAGGAGCUGCCUGAGCCCCGGCGCGGCGCCCUACUCGCGGGACAGGACAGAGCUGGCGGCGGCGGAGCAGAGCGCGCGGAGGAGUAUGUGCGCCGACGUGAGGCCAGUUGGCACGUCCUCCUCCGGAGAGAGGCACCGGACCGACCACCCGCACAAGGACGGCAGCAGCUCGGACACAGAGUCGGACUUCUACGAAGAGAUUGAUGUGAGCUGCACGCCUGAAAGCAUGGACUACCCGACAGCCAAAGGUAGAGGUGGAGAUUCUCCCGGUCACCCGAGCGACACUGGCGCUGACCCGGGCAAGAAUAUCCCUGGUCAGGGCUCCCUGUCCUACUCAGCGGACCAGAUUCGCCGGUACCGAACGGCGUUCACCCGGGAGCAGAUCGGGCGGCUGGAGAAGGAAUUCUACCGGGAGAAUUACGUGUCCAGGCCGCGGAGAUGCGAACUGGCGGCCGCGUUGAAUCUACCCGAAACCACCAUCAAGGUGUGGUUUCAGAACCGCAGGAUGAAAGACAAGCGCCAGCGUCUGGCCAUGACGUGGCCCCACCCAGCCGACCCGGCCUUCUACACAUACAUGAUGAGCCACGCGGCGGCCACCGGCAACCUGCCCUACCCCUUCCCGUCCCACCUGCCGCUGCCGUACUACUCCCACCUGGGUGUCGGGGCGGCCUCGGCCCCGGCCGCCACCCCUUUCUCCAAUCCCCUGCGCACCCUCGACAGCUUCCGGAUGCUGUCUCACCCCUACCAGAGGCCGGAGCUCCUGUGUGCCUUCAGACACCCAUCCCUGUACCCGGGCCCGACCCACGGCCUCGGCCCCGGGGGAUCCCCCUGCUCCUGCCUGGCCUGUCACUCCAGUCAAUCCAACGGCCUCUCGACCAGGGCCCCCGGCUCGGACUUCGCCUGCUCCCCAACCAGCAGGACUGACGCGUUUGUCACUUUCACGCCCUCGGUGCUCAGCAAAUCUUCAUCUGUGACAUUAGACCAGAGGGAAGAAGUGUCUCUGACCAGAUAAAACCAAAAGACAUUAAACAAAAAAAAAAAACAACAACUCUUGUUCUAUAUGUAAGCCUUUAUCAUGAGCUUUGUUUUAAACCUAUUACAUGAUCUGGUCAGGAACGAAACAGCAUGAAGAGGUAGCCUGUAAGAAGUGACACCGUCUGAAGCUUUGGGGCAAGAUAAUUAGCCAGAUCUUCAGCUGUACGCGAGGCACAACAGAUCUUCCAUAACUAAAAAAAAUAUAUAUAUAUAUAUACAGGACAAGAAUUCCACUGCAGAGCCAGGACAGUGGGGUGAAAUAUCGCUGUGCGGACACAAAACCAGAUUUGAUUUUUAGAAGAUUAAUUUGAGAAGAGGGGAUCCGGUGAAACGUUUAAAAUCCCCGAGAUGGAUGGCGUUGGGGGGUUUUAUCAUCACUUGUGUCUUUACACGUCAAAAUCGACCUACAUGUGCCGUAAGUUACUGGAGGAAGGAUGCUUCCCAUCUCGCUUCUUCUUCUUUCUUUCUUUUUUUUUUUUUUU